Molecule: messenger RNA, 829 nt
Organism: Pseudovirgaria hyperparasitica
Lineage: Eukaryota; Fungi; Ascomycota; Dothideomycetes; Acrospermales; Acrospermaceae
Product: alpha/beta-hydrolase
Exons: 1
Molecular function (GO): catalytic activity
Source: RefSeq, a predicted model, not a curated record
AACACCCAAUGCUUAAAUCAGCACUUCGACCUCAACAUAAUCAUUAUCAACACUUCCUCUCACACACUCCUCACAAAUCCCCAGCCCUCAAUCCCCCAUCAAGCAAAAUGCUCGAAUCCCUCCCUCCCCGCAAAACAUACACCAUCCCCUCAACCUCCCACACCUACUCCUACAUCUCCAUCCCCGCAACAACAAAACCCCACACCCUCCUCUUUCUCCACGGCUUCCCCUCCCACGCCCCCGACUUCAUUCACCAAAUAACACAUUUCUCCAAUAGUGGCUAUGGCGUCCUGGUCCCCGACCUCCUCGGCUACGGCCACACCUCCGCGCCCACAGACGUCGCCGCAUACACCCUCAAGAACAUGUCCGCAGAGCUCGCCCAGCUCAUCAGACAUGCCACUCCGACAGAACGCAGAGUUGUAGGCGUCGGUCAUGAUUUCGGGGCUACGCUGCUCAGUCGCGCGGUUGCGUAUCAUCCGGAGCUCUUCUCCGCACUUGUCUUCUUAUCCGUCGGCCCACCGAAACUAGGCACGCCGUUCGAUGUACAUGCUAUCAAUCGUGCGACGAGGGAGGCGACCGGGUGUGAGAUGUUGGGGUAUAUACCCUGGCUCGGCGACAUUAGCACCCCUGCUGCACAGCACGCGUGUGAGACGCAUGCGGAGAGUGUGAUGAGCGUGCUCUUCGCUGCGCACGAGGAGGAAGUAUGGGCGGCGCAUUUCCGGCCCUUGGGUGCGCUUCGGGAGUUUGUGGAGCGAGGGGGCAAAGUGGAUGAAGUUGCGGGGUGGUAUACGUCGGAGUUGCAGCGGGCGCAUUUGGAUGUGUUUGGGCG